Molecule: messenger RNA, 3321 nt
Organism: Tupaia belangeri chinensis (Chinese tree shrew)
Lineage: Eukaryota; Metazoa; Chordata; Mammalia; Scandentia; Tupaiidae
Gene: ETAA1
Product: ETAA1 activator of ATR kinase
Exons: 6
Coding region: 120-2549 (809 amino acids)
Biological process (GO): DNA damage response; replication fork processing; positive regulation of protein serine/threonine kinase activity
Cellular component (GO): nuclear replication fork
Molecular function (GO): protein serine/threonine kinase activator activity
Source: RefSeq, a predicted model, not a curated record
GUAACCCACUACCCCUCUCCGAAGGCUUGUGUCUGCGAUUUGGGGCACUGGUCACUUAGGUUUGACCACCUAUCGUCACCCCCGCCACAGUAAUAGAGAGAGAUGAAACACCAAAGAGAAUGCUGAAAGUGGAUUUAUUGUCAUCUACCUUCAGUUCUCCUAAUGAUCCAGAUGGACAGAAUGAUAUCUUUUGGGAUCAGAAUUCUCCUUUAACCAAACAAUUAGGUAAAGGAAGAAAAAAGCAGAUUUAUACCACAGAUACUGAUGAAAUUUCACAUAUUGUUAAUCGUAUUGCUCCUCAGGAUGAAAAACCAACAACAGACUCCAUGUUGGGUAUGUGGAUUGGUGCUACGGCUAUUCCAUGUACUCCCAAUGUAGCAAAAGGAAAAUUAAGAGCAAAAAUCAGCUGUACCAAGUUAAAAACACAAAAUCAAGAAGAAGAACUUAUGAAAUUGGCUAAACAAUUUGACAAAAAUAUGGAAGAGCUCGAUGUAAUUGAAGAGCAAGACAAGAAAAAUCAUGAUCUUAUCCAGAUGAUUUCAGAAAUAGAGACUUUAAAUAAUUAUAAUGUACAGAUUCAUUCGUCACAUGGCAUAGUUUCUGAAAUAGAUAAUGCUAUAAUGAAAAAAACAGUGCAAGGAAACACUAAGAUGGCUGUGGUUAAUGAUCAAAAUAGCAGUCAGAAGCCCUUUGACCAAAAUGCUGAAGCAGCAUUUAAUGCCAUUUUUGAUGGUUCAACUCAAACAUGUAGUGGACCAUUAAGCCAAGAUCUUCCAGAUGCUUUUGUGAGCACAAGUAAUACUACCUUUGGAAAGAAGAGUUCUAUGAAAGAGGGGAAAAUCAUUACUAAUAAAACUCUAGUCACUGAAAAACUGUUGAAUAAAACCCCAGGAUCACUUUCUCCUCAAGAUGCUCCCAUACUGAUAAAGCCACAUCUCACUACCUGUACCAAGGAGCCAGAAGCUUCUGAUAUGCACACCGAGGCAUUUACUACCAGUGAUUUUGAAGAUGAUUGGGAAAACUUGCUAGGUAAUGAACCUUUUACUAUGCAAAAUUUCAAAAUGCCUGAACCCUUUCCAUCUCCUAAAACAUCCCAGGUUACUGGCGAAAGGGCAAUUUAUACCUUUAGUAGUAAGAAUGAUAAAAGUCAGUCAACAAGUUUAGAUGCCAAGUUAAGAAACUCAAAAAUAUUACUAGAUCCACCUUCAAAAAUACAUAACAAAGAUUUAAUAGAUGCUAGAAAAUAUAGAUUUUCACCAAAUCUAAAUGAUAAGUCAAGUCAGUUAUCAUCCACUGGAAAUAAAAAGAAACUUGAGAAAUCUUUUGAUACAGUUGUUAUUCAAGAGAAGAUUCAGGAUUGUACAAUUGCUUCUAAUCCAACAAAUGCGAAGGAAAACAUUCUUACUGAAUUUACUUCUAAUGUAAAUGCUACUGAAAAGAAGUUGACUGUGGACACAAGAUACUCUAAUGAACAGAAAAAUAAGCCCGUUUUUAAUCAGUCUUUUAAAGCACCUGUUAAUAUUGAUCCUGUGGGCGAUGAAACCUAUAUUAGUAACACCAACCACAUUAAUGCAUCAAAAUUAAGUUCUUUCUUUGAUGAUUGGAAUGAUCCAUCAUUUGCCAAUGAAAUCCUUAAAACAUCUUAUCAACUAGAAAAUACCUGGGAAGCAGAUGAUGUAGACGACGAUUUGUUAUACCAAGCGUGUGACGAUAUUGAAAGACUAACUCAGCAAGGAGACAUUAGAAAGGAUAGCAAGACCUCAGAAAGUGUACCAAAGUAUACCAAACAUGGAGCCAAAAACUUCCCUACUACAUUUCAACAAGAAAGUCGGGUGGUACUAUCAAAGCAUUUGAAUCUGGACAGCAUUUCAGUACAAACAUCUUCCUUGACAAAUAACUCCAAAAUAGAUAAAUCAAUAAAGAUGAAGAAAGGAGAAUUGUGUACAAGUUCUCCAACAUUUUUAGGACCUACAGCAAAUUUGACUACGUACUCUAAGAAUUCAAAGUCUCAGAUCAAUAAUCUUCAUGUCUCAUGGAAUAACAUCGAUAUUUCAGUACAAGAGAACAGCUACAAAUCUGUUUGUGCAGGAAGUUCAAAUAUGAAUGUAAAUUCAGAUCAUAUGAAUACAGAAAUGGCUGAUUUUAAGAAGAAAUUAAGUACUCAUCAACUAUCCUGCAGGACCUUAACAGAUGAAUCUCAAAAUAACCAUAACGAAACUGUUAGAUUUUCAAAGUAUACAUUUACAAAGGUGAAAAAUUCUCAGAUUCUUUCUCACUUUGAUCAAAAUUGUAUAACAGGAAGCAUAUUUGAUACCAAAAUUACACAAAGUUUGCAGAAAAAUAAAAUUGUCAACCCAUUACUUGGGGAAACUGUUCAAAAGCAAUCUUUGGCGAAGCUUUCUGAGCCUUUGAAACAACAAUCUUCAAAAGAAGAAGAGGAGAAAAACAGAAAAUAUUCUCCUGAAGAAAUUCAGAGAAAAAGGCAGGAAGCACUGGUUCGAAGAAUGGCCAGAGCACGAGCAUCAUCUAUAAAUGCAGCUCCCACUUAAUUUCUUUCAUGAAAUAUUGGUUGGAAGACUUAACAAAGACUGAUAACUAUCCAUGAUAGAAAUUUUUUUUUUAAAUUUCUCUGUUAUAAAUUUAAUGCUGACUUUUAAAGCAUGGACUUUUACUUUAUUAUUUAAUAAAUCAGUGUUUACCAUAGUAAAUGAAACCUUUUCUCGGAGUUAUAUGUGAAAGUAAUUACAUGUAAGUUUUGGAAAUUCAGGAACGUUAAUUAUGUACUAAAAUUAUACAGAGGGAAGUAGUUAUGUUUUUAAUACUAUGAUUGUAGAGGAUUAUCAAAUACAGGUAAUCUACUUAAUUUUCUAUUGUAAUGUCUUUUCCUAAUACAGAGCUUCAGUUUACAAAGUUAAUAGAUAAUAUUUUUAGAGUUUCAGUAACUUAAGUUGUUAUACAUUUCUGAAUUUUAAUUAAUACUUCCAUAUUCCCGGGAACAUGGUUGGCAAGAAAUAAAGGAUUAUAAUUUACUUGUAGGAAUGUUACUAUUUUCAGUUCCAAGUCAGAAGUAGAUUUGAAUUUUAAUAUGUCUAAUAUGUGAUACAUUUUGGAAACUUUCCACUAUUUUUAGGGAAAACACUGAUUUAAAGGAGUCUAGAAAAGAGGAAGUAGAGGAUUAGCUAUGUAAUAUAUCAUCUUUAACGCUUAAAACUGGCAAAAACUUCAGUUAUCAUCUGGUCCAGUUUUUUUACUGUUAAGUGAAAAAUAGUACUGUUACUUUCUUACGUUAGAGAGAAAUUUUUGCUAUAGGGAACAUGAACU